Lottia gigantea (owl limpet) is the source of this 711-nucleotide messenger RNA. RefSeq lists its product as hypothetical. Gene Ontology annotation, cellular component: nucleus; SMN complex; spliceosomal complex. The transcript has 8 exons. The annotation marks the transcript as partial. Lineage: Eukaryota; Metazoa; Mollusca; Gastropoda; Lottiidae. Gene Ontology annotation, biological process: spliceosomal complex assembly; spliceosomal snRNP assembly. The record is from RefSeq and is a predicted model, not a curated record.
GAUGAUUUCGACAUGGAUGUCCCUCCGACAACAGGAAAUGAAUAUUUGAGAAGAGUUCGACAAGAAGCUAAGGAAUGUCCUGAUGUGGUUGUAGCUAAAAUAGACACAGAAGUUUUUAAACAUAAACAAACUGUUAAAGUUUCCAAUCUUGUGAAAUGUUGUCCAGCGCCAAAAGGUUUAGCACCAAGUGUAGCCUGGCAGAAGUUUCAGAUCGAUAAGUUUGUUGAGCUGAGACAGAGUUUUAUCCAUCAUAAAGCUGUGAUGAAGAAAGAAAAUGUAAAGCUGGCUAAAGUGGUAGGUCCGAGUGCUAAUGAUGCUGAGAGAUGGUGCAAGUUAUGUUUUGGUAGAUUAGUGAAACAGACCACAGUUAAUGGUGAACUUGAAACUACAAUAGAGGGUAGUCCCCCUUUAGUUAGUAUACUAGCGGCCAUGGGACAGAACACUAUAAUAAAAGUGCUGCAAUAUCAUGUAAAUUGGUUUGAAGCUACAGGUUUCACUUCUCAUCAGGGUCGAUGGUUAUAUGCGUUAAUGACAGCUUUACAGAAACCUCUAAUACCAGAAGUAUGUAGUACAUUACGUUCCCUAGCUAGACUGGCUUCACAAAUUAGAGCUACCUUAACAUCAGAGGUAGAAAAUGAAAGUAGAAUUACCGAGCUGAACUUAUUAAUAUGUAUCGUUGCCAGAUAUUUUGACCAAGCUGAUUUGAUGGAU